GAUUCCCAUAGAGGAGCACAAACAGCCUCAGUUUCGGGCUAGAGGAGAAGGCUGACAGCGGACAGUGAAACAAACGAAAGUAAGACAGUGUUACACAGUUUACUGCUUUCAUUACCCGAUGGUGCAGUCCAGCAUCGCACAUGAAAACAUAAACAAGUUGGAAGAAAGAUGGGAGAUAAAGAAGAUUCUAACCCCAGGAAAAGAUGCCGAGAUGAGAUCACAAAGGCAGAAGAGGAGGAACAAACAACUACUAAGAAGCCCUGUGUGACCACUUCAGAAGGUCUGACAGACGAUGCAGCUGAACAACAUGAAACCAGUAAUGUGGACAAACUGGGUGAAGAACAACUCACCAGGAAGGAAGAAGAAAAUAUCAGUGAAGAAGAUGAGGGAGAGAUGAGAAAAGAUCAGGAGAAAGAUGCACUCAGUGUUCAGGCUAGAGGAGAGCAGGGUGAUGCAGAAAGUGUAAAGAAAGACACAUCAGUCAGACAAACAAUUAAUGACAGACACAUGAGCACGGACGAGGACUGUGAAAAACAGAAUAAACUGAUAAAUAGUGAAGAUGAAGAAGUACAGGAAACUCUGUUUAUAAAUGAGGACAGUACACAUUCCAGCAGCACAGAAGAAAACACAAAUGAGAAGUCUGAAGAGUUGAAGGAAACUAAAGUAGAUGAUGCUCCUGUAAAUGUUGGAGAACAGGUGAAACACUCUAGUGAACAACAUCUGGAUGAAGAGACAAAGACAGAGAGGCAGAAACAAACAGAGUGUCAGAAACCUGCUGAAACCAGUUCAGAAGAUCUGACAGACGAGGAGAAAGAAGAACAGGGUGGAGAUAUUGGUCUGGAAGAACUUAAAAGACACACAUCAGUCAGAGAAAAAAGUCAUGUCAGACACAUGAGCACAGAUGAGGACUGUGAAAAACAGAGUAAAUUGAUAAACAGUGGAGAUAAAGAAACCCUGUUUAGAAAUGAAGACAGUACACAUUCCAGCAGCACAGAAGAAAACACAAAUGAGAAGUCUGAAGAGUUGAAGGACACUAAAGUAGAUGAUGCUCCUGUAAAUGUUGGAGAACAGAAACACUCCAGUAAAAAGACAAACACAGUGAAGCAGAAACAAACAGUGAUUCAGCCACAGAGAGUUCAUUAUGGUCUGUAUAACCAGGGAGCCACAUGUUACCUCAACAGUGUCCUGCAAGUUCUCUUCAUGACUCCAGAAGUCCAUGACAGGUUUAAUUCAGAAUUAAAGACAGAGCUGAACCAAAUCUUUUCUGGCCUGAAGAAAAGCACAUGUGGAACAGAAAAAAUCUCAAGGAUUUUGAAGAUUAAAAAUGUUCAUGAGCAAGGUGAUGCUGCUGAAUGCCUGGAGUUGAUUUUAAAUAAGAUCAGCCAACGAGACUCUAAGGAAAUACAAGGACAUCUGAUGUAUACAACAAAAUGCUCUGAAGGCCACAUCAUCAAUAAAGAGACAAAUCCAUUCUGGACUCUUCCACUGUCUCUGAAAGAUAACCACGAUACAACCUACAGUGUGGAAAGAUUAUUUCAAAGGAUUUUCCAGACAAAAACAUUUAAUGGAGACAACAAGGUUCACUGCAACGAAUGUAACAACAAAACAGAGGCAACAAGUGAAUGUGAGAUGGAGAAAUAUCCUCCGAUUUUGAAUUUACUUCUGAAGAGAUUUGACUUUGACUACAGGAGGAUGUCACAUUACAAAUCUGACUGCUGUGUGGAUGUACCUCUUGAAUUAAAGACAAAGAAUCAAACGUACAAACUGUAUGGGAUGGUGAACCACAUGGGCAGUCUAACAGGUGGACAUUACACAGCCACCAUCCUGUCCAAUGAGGACGAAACCUGGUAUGAGUGUAAUGAUUCUUACGUCGGGAAGGUUGAACAGCUGUUUGAAAAAGGAACUUACAAAUCCAAGACUGUAUAUCUGCUCAUGUACAGAGAGUGUCAGAAACCUGCUGAAACCAGUUCAGAAGAUCUGACAGACGAGGUGAAAGAAGAACAGGGUGAAGAUAUUGGUCUGGAAGAACAGAAAGGACAGGAACUGGAAAACAAAAAUGUCAGCAAAAGAGACACUGGUGAUGAAGACAACACACAGAUGGGACAUAGUGAAGAAGAUGAGGAACAAAUGAAAAGAGAUCAGGAGAAAGAUGCACUCAAUCUUCAGGCUAGAGGAGAGGAGGGUGAUGCAGAAAGUGUAAAGAAAGACACAGAAGAAAACACAAUUGACAAGUCUGAAGAGUUGAAGGAAAGUAAAGUAGAUGAUGAUCCUUUAAAUGUUGGAGAACAGUCGAAAUACUCCAGUGACCAACCUCUGGAUAAAGAGACAAAGACAGAGAAGCAGAAACAAAGACAGUGUCAGAAACCUGCUGAAACCAGUUCAGAAUAUCUGACAGACGAGGUGAAAGAAGAACAGGGUGAAAAUAUUGGUCUGGAAGGACAGAAAGGACAGGAAGUUGAAAACAAACAUAUCAGCCAAAGAGACACUGGUGAUGAAGAAAACAAACAGAUGGGACAUAGUGAAGAAAACGAGGGACAGAUGAGAAAAGAUCAGGAGAAAGAUGCACUCAGUACAGGAGAGGAGGGUGAUGCAGAACGUGUAAAAAAAGACACAUCAGUCAGCGUAACAAUUCCUGACAGAAACACAAACACUGGUGUCAAAUGUGCAACAAUGAGGAAGGAAACUAAAGUAGAUGAUGCUCCCGUAAAUGUUGAAGAAGAAUUGAAAUACUCCAGUGACCAACAUCUGGAUGAAGAGACAAAGACAGGGAAGCGGAAACAAACAGAGUGUCAGAAACCUGCUGAAACCAGUUCAGAAGAUCUGAUUGACGAGGUGAAAGAAGAACAGGGUAAAAAUAUUGGUCUGGAAGGACAGAAAGGAGAGGAAGUUGAAAACAAACAUGUCAGCCAAAGAGACACUGGUGAUGAAGAAAACAAACAGAUGGGACAUAGUGAAGAAGAUGAUGGACAGAUCAGAAAAUAUCAGGAGAAAUAUACACUCAGUCUUCAGGCUAGAGGAGAGGAAGGUUAUGAAGAAAGUGUAAAGAAAGACACAGAAACAAGUCAUGUCAGACAAAUGAACACUGAUGAGGACUUUGAAAACCAGAGUAAAUUGAUAAACAGUGGAGAUAAAGAAGUACAGCGAAACAAUUUUAGAAAUGAAGACAGUACACAUUCCAGCAGCACAGAAGAAAACACAAAUGAGAAGUCUGAAGAGUUGAAGGAAACUAAAGUAGAUGAUGCUCCUGUAAAUGUUGAAGAACAGUUGAAAUACUCUAGUGAACAACAUCUGGAUGAAGAGACAAAGACAGAGCAACAGAAACAAACAGAGUGUCAGAAACCUGCUGAAACCAGUUCAGAAGAUCUGACAGACGAGGUGAAAGAAGAACAGGGUGGAGAUAUUGGUCUGGAAGGACAGAAAGGAGAGGAAGUUGAAAACAAACAUAUCAGCCAAAGAGACACUGGUGAUGAAGAAAACACACAAAUGGGACAUAGUGAAGAAGAUAAGGGAAAGAUAAGGAAAGAUCAGGAGAAAGAUGCACUCAGUCUUCAGGCUAGAGGAGAGGAGGGUGAUGAAGAAAGUGUAAAGAAAUACACAUCAGAACACACAAAUGAGAAGUCUGAAGAGUUGAAGGAAACUAAAGUAGAUGAUGCUCCUGUAAAUGUUGGAGAACAGUUGAAAUACUCCAGUGACCAACGUCUGGAUGAAGAGACAAAGACAGAGAAGCAGAAACAAACAGAGUGUCAGAAACCUGCUGAAACCAGUUCAGAAGAUCUGAUUGACGAGGUGAAAGAAGAACAGGGUGAAAAUAUUGGUCUGGAAGGACAGAAAGGAGAGGAAAUUGAAAACAAACAUAUCAGCCAAAGAGACACUGGUGAUGAAGAAAACAAACAGAUGGGACAUAGUGAAGAAGACGAGGGACAGAUGAGAAAAGAUCAGGAGAAAGAUACACUCAGUCUUCAGGCUAGAGGAGAGGAGGGUGAUGAAGAAAGUGUAAAGAAGGACACAUCAGUAAUAAUGAGUUAAAACUUCAAAACUGUUAGAUAUGACACUUAAAUUGCUUUAUUUCAGUCAAACAAAGUAAUUUUUGUUUUGCAUUAGUUUGAUUGUUUAUUGAAUUAAAUAUCAGAGUACAAUAUAAAAGCAAUAUGCCACAUAUAAUACAAUUCUGUACAAUACAAUUACAUGUCUGUCUGAAGAUAUUAAUUCCUGGUUUACCUUUCCACCAGGGGAGAUUAUUUUUAUGUGAUGAUUCUCAGCCAUGUUCUGGAAUUAUAUAUUUUUUUCUGUGAUUUCUUCAUGAUUUUAUUGACAUUUGUUCACAAUAAUGAUAACAAUUAAUGUUAUUUAAAGCCCCCAUGGUAUAAUGUUUGGUAGGAUCUAUUGGCAGAAAUUGAAUAUAAUAUGCAAAGGUAUGUUUUUAUUAGUGUAUAAUCACCUGAAUACGGGAAUUGUUGUGUUUUUAAAUCAAAUAUUACACACUGGUCCUUUAACUGUCCUUAUGGGCUGUGUCUCACCCUCUGCUGCAGCUCCACCUACUGUUCCAAACUAACUAACAUUGCUUCUUCGUCUACAUCCCAUUGGGAGGGAUGCCACAUAGUUUGAAAACCUCUGGUGUAAUCUAUAUGGGUUUGUAACUGCAACCCAUUAAUG
This is a messenger RNA of Dicentrarchus labrax (European seabass), 4653 nucleotides long. Its product is annotated as involucrin-like. Bases 169 to 4026 code for a protein of 1285 amino acids. Gene Ontology annotation, biological process: protein deubiquitination. Gene Ontology annotation, molecular function: cysteine-type endopeptidase activity; cysteine-type deubiquitinase activity. The record is from RefSeq and is a predicted model, not a curated record. NCBI's taxonomy places the organism in Eukaryota, Metazoa, Chordata, Actinopteri, Moronidae. The transcript is spliced from 19 exons. Gene Ontology annotation, cellular component: nucleus; cytosol.